Porites lobata is the source of this 1038-nucleotide messenger RNA. The record is from the annotation of a GenBank genome assembly. NCBI's taxonomy places the organism in Eukaryota, Metazoa, Cnidaria, Anthozoa, Scleractinia, Poritidae.
AUGAAGAAAUUCACUGGUAUUGUGAUUAUCAUGGCAUUGGUUCUGAUGCAAAACGUCGACCAAACUGAAGGAUUUGGUGAGUUUAGUGACAGAAUUAUGAUUAAUAAAUAUAUCUCACAUACAUUCGCGAAAAAUGAAGUUCAAAAGGAUCAACAUCCGUGCAUCGAACACCAAGCCCUAACCAAAAAUUUACACACACUUCCCGUUUCUGCCAACUCCGCCGGGGUAAAACUAAUAACUGUUCGAUCGCUGGCGUUGAAAGGUUCGACUCACAACCUAAAUAAUUAAUUUAGUUUUGCGAACUUCACUUGCGCUCUUCGCCGACAAUAGCCCCCGUUUCAGUUUUCCAAAUGUAGGUUGUCUGCCAGUAAUGUUUCUUUAUAUGUACACAUAAUUUAUGAAGAGACAAAGGGGCAAAUUCCCCGAAACCUUCAUUGCAAAAAUAAAAAAUACAAGCUAAAAAGGUCUAUUGCAUCCAGGAAUUAUUAUUUGCAUAUACAAUUGUCUUCCUAAGUAUAGCUGAUUAUCCCUUUAAAAAGAUUAUUGAAACAGAUCUAUUUUGGAUUAUAUUUGACUGAAAACCUUUGAAAUGAAAAUGUUUAAAGCUGGGGAAUGGCUUGUCAAUCUUUAGUAGAUGGGUCAUGGAUGGGUAGAUACACAACUAGCACAAGUCCCUCCAUUAUUCAGGCAAGGCUUAUUCCCUGAUGUCUGGUAGGCCGGGUGGCGUCGACGCGUCCUACUAGGUACAUAAGGCCAUGAAAGAUGGAGUAAAGUAUUUCAUAUUUCAUUACAGCUCCAGGCGGCUGCAAUGUUCCCAUACAUCGUGGUUCUGGAGGGAUUGCCAAUGGAAACAACCGUCCCAGGGGUCAUAGUUUUGAAGUCAACGUUGGACAGCAGAAGCGAGACGGUAGCCACUGGAAUGUGAGGUACAAAAACAACCGAGACGAGCACAAUAUUAAUGUCAACGCAGGGCAACAGAAACCUAAUGGAGAUCAUUGGAAUGUUGAUUAUACUCAUGAUAUGAAAGAAAAUAAGUAA